AUGACACGAAAUAACAUUUUAAAGAGUUUGACAGAAGAUUCUGGAACCCGUUGCCUGACUUCAAAAGGAAAGACCAUAACAUGGGACCAGUUCUGGAAAGCGUUCAAUUACGAUCGAGGCGAAUUUUGCAUGUCCCUCCACCACAAGUUUACAGAGGACCAUUUUCAGUUAGACCCGGCCUCCAAAAUGUGUAACCAUCUCGCAGAAGACGUGCUUGAUAGGAACAUGUUGACCCCCAUAAAAGUAUUUUCAGUUCCAAACGCAUGCAUUCUGUAUUCUGAUAGUCUAAAAUAAUAAAAAAAGAAAGGUUUGUUCAAAAUGUUCUUAAAAGAUUAAUCGGCAAUGCAUCUAAUUGUAUACUUAUAGUUGGUAUCAAGCUUUAUUAACUCAAUUUACCUGUCUGAUUGAUCUCUAAAAUUGUCUUUCAAAGUUACAAUAGUAUAUGAUUGUAAUAAUUUGUUAACUUAAUAUUCAAAUGUACUAUUGGUUCAAUUUUUUGGAGAAAUUUUAGGCUUACAAGAGUCACCUUGUUAGCAAAGGGCAGGAUGGCAGCAGCCUAGAUUCAACAAUAGAGCUACUGGCCCAGUGCGAUUUAGCUGUUCAAUGA
Porites evermanni is the source of this 607-nucleotide messenger RNA. Lineage: Eukaryota; Metazoa; Cnidaria; Anthozoa; Scleractinia; Poritidae. The record is from the annotation of a GenBank genome assembly.